Messenger RNA from Ricinus communis (castor bean), 3432 nucleotides. Its product is annotated as meiosis-specific protein ASY3. Lineage: Eukaryota; Viridiplantae; Streptophyta; Magnoliopsida; Malpighiales; Euphorbiaceae. The coding region runs from base 613 to 3069 and encodes 818 amino acids. The record is from RefSeq and is a predicted model, not a curated record. Gene Ontology annotation, biological process: meiotic cell cycle. The transcript is spliced from 11 exons.
GAUAUUAAUUUUAAGUUGUUGAAUUAAAUUAAAUUUUUUAACUGAAUUGACAAACAAUAAUUGAGGGGAAGUAAUAAGAAACAGAAUCAAAGCUUGAACUCUUGGCAUUUUAGCCAGUUAAAACAUUUUUUUUUUUUUUUCUUUUGAACAAAGCCAUUUUUAUACUUUUAAAGUUCGUAGGACGCAAUAGGAAAAAUUAGACUGAAUUGACUAUUUUUAAGAAAUAAUCUCUGUAAAUGAGCCAAAAGAUUAAAGUUUAAGCUAAAUGUAGGGGGCAAAUUGGCAUUUUAGCCUUCUUGCUCUUAUCAUUAUAUAUAUAUUGUUUUUUUGAAAUAAGAAGAAUUUCAUCAAGGCGCAAUCAAUACAUCAGAAAGUAAUUUUGGCGCUCAUUUCAAACUUGAGGACUAGCAUAGAAACGCGAUGCUCUAGCAGGACUACGAGCAAUCGCAUUUGCUUGUAUCCUAGCAAAACACAAUUGAAAAAUUCCUUUCAUUAUAUUUGCAACUUGGUGUUUUGAAGUUCUGUAUAGAAGCUUAGAAAGAAAAACUCAUAGACACCAAGUAUCCUAUUCUGCUGGAGUCCAUUUCACAGCAUCUUAGGUGAAAGUAAAAAAUGGAGAUAGAUAGGCUACACAAAUUACAAGAUGAUCGAAGUGAUUGUCGGAGUAUAGGCAGCAAUUAUCAACCAUCCAGUCAAUCUAGAAAGAUUUCAGUUGGAAUUACCAUAGACUCACUGGGGACUAAAAGAUCUGGAGCUACAAAGAAAGAAGAGAUUAUUAUAUCAAAUGCAGAAAGGGAAAAUGAUAACAAAGAAAAUUCUCUUGAAGAUAAAAUGAAGGGAAAAGGUGUUGCAGAAGCUAUUGAAGGAAAGCAUACUGAAGCUCCAGAGAAGGUCACUUCCCCAUGGAUAACUACUAGAUCCUUCUACCAAAACCCGCCAACUUCUGAGACUUUUGUUUUUGGGAAACAAACAUCCAAUUUACCAGCCACUAAAGGGAGAAGGAGCAAGCUUAGCAGACCACAGGACACUGCAAUAGCACAUUCAGUACAGUUAUUGGAAAACCAGUUCGGUGAUGGCAAGCAGAAGACUUUUAAAGGACUUAUCUACAAAAGGAAGGGAAGUAACGACGGGAACUCGCAGAAGGCGGCGGAUUUUACAUUUGCAACAGCACAGGAAGUUCUUGUGUCUGAUAAGGUAGCAACAGAGUCAGAAAGUAAAAGAGAAAAUAGAAGAACUGAAACUUUGAGAAUGAAACUAUGGGAGAUACUGGGAACUGUUUCUUCACCUAGAAGUCAGCCCUCUAAUUCUCAGGCUCGUGAUGAAGGUGCUAAUAAUUCAAAGCUGGAGAAAUCACAUCAUCAAAAUGGUGAUGCAGUUAUCAAGCCUAUACAGAAUUCGGAUACCAUUGAAACUGAUUCUGAAAAUCCUGAUCAUACAAUGAAGAGACCAGCAACUCGUUCUUUGACCCAAAAUAUAGUUAAAAGCAAAGCACAACCAGUAAAGACUAAAACUGGCCCAUCAUCUAGUUACAGAAACAAACUUCCUGAGAAGAAUAUCUUCUCCUUUGAAGAAGGAUUGCUUGGAAAAGGAGACGGUGCUGUCAAUGGUGGUUCCUCAAUGUCUGGAAGAAAGAAGGGUGGCAGAAAGACUUAUGGCAUUGAACCACAUAAGAUUCACUUCAGUGAGAAGAACAAUGCAGAUGGGAUUCAGGGAGAACACUGUACGAGUGUAAAUCCAACACCUGUUGAAAAAGCAUCUUCAUAUAGUGAUAGAAGGGAAAAUAUUCAAGGCUGUUCACCUCAAAGUAAGGGUGAGUAUGUUGAACAAAUAAAUCGAACCCAAGGAGAUACCCAUCAAUCUCCAAGGACAGAUUCCCAUUACUCAGCAGGAAAAAACAGGGUGGAGCGCCAGGGGGAUGAUAGUAGUCGAGCAGUACCAGAAAAUAAGGAUCAGCAAGAAGCUUUUGAUCAACCAUACUUAAAGAAUUUUAUGGAUCCACAGGAUGAAUUCCAAAGUCCAACAUUUAGAAUAAGUACUCCUAUGUUAAGCUCUUCCCCUAGCUCAACACCAAACUCUGACCAAACACCAAACACUGACCAAUUAGAGCAGAAACUUUACAGCCCUUUACUGGCAGGUACAAGAUUUAAUCUGGGGAAGAUUCGCAAUUUUCGGACUAUGAACAAUUCAAAAGCAGAUUGUCAUACGCCAAAUUCUAAAACUGAAUCAUCUGACGAUGAAAUGGAGCUUAAAGAUUCUCCACCCUCCAAACCAUCACCUCUUAAGGGAAGAAAAGAAGUAGAAGAUGGCCUUUCUAAAUCAUCAUCUGAAUAUGAGGACUCUAUGCGCUCUGAAGAAGAGCAUACAGAAAUAGACGCCUUCACUCCAGAGAGAUCCAAUUCCGUGCUUUAUUCUUCUAAAAGGCUCCGGAAUCUCGAAGGCAAAAGUGUUAGCAAUUUCAAUUCCACCUUGCCAUCUACAACAGGCAUUGGUGACAGUGACUGGAACCCAGAGCCUUCAGAACAAAAGCAAGAGAAUGAAAUUGAAAGGGUCAUCACAUUAUUUGCUUUGGCUUUAGAAAACUUUAAAAACAAAAUGAAGGCAGCAAUUAGAAAGAGAUCCUCUGACAUUUUGAUAUCUGUUUCUGAGGAUAUACAUCUACAGCUGCAGAAUGUUGUGUCACAAAUCCAAACAGAUGUUGGGGAGCUUACAAGCAAUUGUAAAUCAAAAAGAAAAGUGUUGGAGAUGAAAUUUCAAGAGCAACAGGAAAAACUGAACUUGAUACAAGAUAAAUUCAAACAAGAUAUUCAUCAGCAUCUCCAGGAUUGUAAAAGCUCGGUGGAAGAGCUUGAAAUGCACAAUUUUGACUUGAAGGGAACUGUGAAAAAGCAAAAAGCAUCACACAAGAAGCUUCUCAUGAAAGUGGAAGAAGCAGUUGAAACACAGCUCAAUGGGGCUGAAAGGAGAAUAACAGCUGUUAACAAGGCAAGUUUCCUGCUUUUGUUUAUGGGAAAAGAAUCAAGGGCAUCAUUUCCUUACAUAUGGGCGUUAUAUGCACUUUUCUGUUUAUAGUUGGCAUUCAUUGGUGUUACAGUCAGCGAGGCAAAAAAUGAUCCAAAUUGGACAAGUUAUAGCCGAGUGUCUGAAUGAAGGUAAUCUAAGUUGACAUAGUUGAACUGCUGGACAGCAAGAUGGAACUUGGUCCAGAUUUAGGUAGAAGAGGCCUUUUACUGCGCUAUUCCAUUAAAUAUUCACAUUCUUUGGAUAAGUCAAAAGUAGAGAGAAAGAAUAGGUAGAGGUAGAGCAUAGUAAUUCGUGGGAGAUUGACACUUAGAAGAGAUGGGAAAGGGAUCCGUUAUCUGUAUGUAAUUACAUAGUUUUAACCAGUUCUACUGAAAACACGGCCCAACAAUAUCAUUAUCGCGCUUCAUAUCA